UUAUUGGAUUCCAUGUUAAGUCUAAAUUAUGUUACAGGCACAAGCUCUUGGACGAGCGGUCCAUGUUGACGAGGUCUUUGCACAGACCCAUGUUCGGAAGGGCACUAAUGAAUUCGUUGAUGAAAGGUCUCGCAAGACUCAUGAAGAUUUUUCUAUGAGACUUUCACAGGUUAGAUCCGAACAUGGGUCAGCUCCUACACCGGAUGAUACGAGUAAUACAGAUGACGACAUCCGUAGGACACAGUGCUGGGUCGAUGUCGUUGGUGGGAAGAAAAAGGGACGAGUCUACGGUGCAGGACAACUUGCUGCAAACUAUACAGCAUCGAAAGGAGGUACACUGAAGCAUCAACCUUCUUCUUCCACCUCUUCUGCUGACGAGGCCAUCCAACGCUUGACACAGCUAUUGGACCAACGUGACCAGGAAAACCGUGCAUUGAGAGAAGAAUAUAGUGACUUGAGAGAUGAGUUCUCAAGCUUCAAGACCCUGGUCAUGAGAGCGCUGCCUCAAACUUCAGACACUCCUUCCAUUACCCCUCCGACCCAGCCACGACCGUCCCUGUCACCCGCCGUCCCUCAUCAGCCCACACCAGUCCAGCCCACACCAGUCCAGCCAUCUACAGAUGACCAGGAGGAUGAACAUCUUUCUGAAGACUAUGUAGAUUUUUAGUUUCAUUUUGUUAUUGAUCAUAGUACAUUUAAAUGUUAUUAUG
Molecule: messenger RNA, 710 nt
Organism: Vigna angularis (adzuki bean)
Lineage: Eukaryota; Viridiplantae; Streptophyta; Magnoliopsida; Fabales; Fabaceae
Exons: 2
Coding region: 29-667 (212 amino acids)
Source: RefSeq, a predicted model, not a curated record